AUGGCUCAGAUCAAAAUAAAGAAGAGAGAGUCAUCCGCACUUUAUGCAGCACUCAAGAGGACUUGGUUCGCAUUUUGUGCCUCAAGUAGUAUACAUGGCUUGAAGUAUACACAAGACAGAGAUACAAGCAAAUUCGUGCGUUUCAUCUGGAUGCUCAUUACGCUGAUUAUGUUUAUCUGUGCAAUAUUAAUGGUCUAUACAUUUUAUGUAAGUUACCGCAGCAAUCCCAUCCGUAUGAAUAUUGAAAAUGAUCAUGCCCCGGUUGAUAGUCUUAUUUUUCCCGCCAUAACUAUAUGUACGGAGACACUCUACAACAUACAAAAGGCAAAAAAUUACAUAGCAACGCUCAAGCUUCCAACCGAUACAAAUACAAGCCAGAUAAUGGCAACUUUGGCAACAUAUUUCGGCUUUAUCACCGAUGACUAUACUUACAGCACGGAAAAUAUUGAAUUGCUACAGAAUCUGAUCGAUAUUAAUAAUAUAAGCACAUUGACAUUCAUGCAAAAUCUACAGUGGAAUUGUUCAGAUAUAUUUUUUCGCUGCCGUUUUAUGUGGCGAAUUAUGGAUUGCAGGAAACUUAUAGAAGUGUCGCGCACAUAUUACGGCUACUGCUGUUCCUUCAACCUCAAUCAGCCGGGUUUAAUUAUUUUAUCUAUUAUCAGUUUGAACUACACUGGGAAGACUGCACGCGGAGGUCUCUUCGAUGGUCUCUCACUGAUACUGUAUUACAAUGACGCGGAUUAUGGCGAGUUGGGUCUCUACUCGGAUGGUUUUAAAGUAUUACUCUCGGAGAAUGAUGCUUUCCCCAGUGCGCACUCUAUCACCAAAUUUACACCACUUAAGCAGGAGACUUUCCUUAGUAUACAACCCAUUGAGACGUACUGCUCGCCCGCGGUUAAAGCGCUGUCGAUAGACCAGCGCCAAUGUGUGCUGCCGCAUGAAUUUCCACUCAAGCAUUUCAAGAGACAUGUGGGUACUAAUUGUAUUCUUGAAUGUCGUGUGCAAACUACGCUCAAAUUAUGCGGUUGCAUAACGUAUUUCUUUUACACGAAUGAGACCCAGGAGCGCGUCUGCUCCAUUAAGGAUAUACCCUGUCUACUGGCGAAUUUCAGUAUUCUACUCUUUAUAGCCAGAAUAGUGGGACGUUAUCGGAAAGAUCAAUGUUUUUGCCGGAAUCCGUGCGAAUCAGUUGAGUUUUUCGUGGAUUUGACGAGUGCCGAAUUGCAGAUUGAUAUACCGACUGUGGAUGAGUUUUAUAACGGUGUACAAGAUAAUCAUUCCGUCAUUCAUAUAUACUUUAACAAUCAAGUAUAUUUACGUGUACGCCGUGAUCUACUAUCAAAUAUGGUGACUCUAGUUUCUAACUUGGGCAGCGCUUUCAGUCUCUUUGUUGGUAUCAGUAUGGUUUCGAUUGUAGAAAUUAUCUACUAUCUAACAGUUGUGUUGAGAAAGUAUUAUUUGCAAGAGGUUAAAGCACGUGAGAAGCUUCGGCGUUAGAGUGGCUACAUUUCAACAAAGCUUGAAUUAUGCACGAAACAAAA
This is a messenger RNA of Bactrocera oleae (olive fruit fly), 1541 nucleotides long. The record is from RefSeq and is a predicted model, not a curated record. NCBI's taxonomy places the organism in Eukaryota, Metazoa, Arthropoda, Insecta, Diptera, Tephritidae.